CCUGCUCACCAUGUCCGACGUCUCGUACCUCAAGUCCCAGCUGGGCGUCCACGCCGGCUUCCCCAAGGAGGGGAUCACGUUCAUCGACAUCUUCCCCCUCCUCCGCGACCCGUUCACCUUCGAGAUGCUCAUCACCCACUUCUUGAGCCACAUCGCGCAGGUGCACCCCGGCGUGAAGCCGGACGUGAUCGUGGGCCUCGACGCGCGCGGCUUCCUCUUCGGCCCGAUCAUCGCCAUGCGCCUCGGCGCGGCGUUCGUGCCCGUCCGCAAGGUCGGCAAGCUCCCCGGAGAGUGCAAUGUCGCCGAGUACACCAAGGAGUACGGGGUCGACCGGUUCGAGAUGCAGAAGGACGCGAUCAAGCCCGGCCAGACGGUCAUCGUCGUCGACGACCUCAUCGCCACGGGCGGCUCGGCGGCGGCGGCGGGCGAGCUUAUCCGCAAGGCGGGCGGCAAGACGCUCGAGUACCUCUUCGUUGUGGGGCUGCCGUUCCUCCACGGCGCUGAUAAGCUUGACGCCCCGUCCUACUGGAUGGUUGAGGCCGAGGACUAGGUCCUCCACUUAGAUAAUAGAGUCUGGGAUAGAUAUCUUGGACAUUGAGACACGUGUAGCUGGCGUCAGUGGAAGCAGGGCGUAGCGCGCGCUUGUGAAACCCCAACCAAAGAUGGGUACGCAGACCGCAAAGGGUUCUCUAGCGUGAUGAACCAAGGAC
Molecule: messenger RNA, 710 nt
Organism: Cutaneotrichosporon oleaginosum
Lineage: Eukaryota; Fungi; Basidiomycota; Tremellomycetes; Trichosporonales; Trichosporonaceae
Biological process (GO): AMP salvage; adenine salvage
Cellular component (GO): cytoplasm
Molecular function (GO): AMP binding; adenine phosphoribosyltransferase activity; adenine binding
Source: RefSeq, a predicted model, not a curated record